Bacidia gigantensis is the source of this 3645-nucleotide messenger RNA. RefSeq lists its product as uncharacterized. The coding region runs from base 1 to 3645 and encodes 1214 amino acids. Gene Ontology annotation, biological process: mismatch repair. The transcript has a single exon. Lineage: Eukaryota; Fungi; Ascomycota; Lecanoromycetes; Lecanorales; Ramalinaceae. Gene Ontology annotation, cellular component: MutSalpha complex; nucleus. Gene Ontology annotation, molecular function: ATP binding; ATP-dependent DNA damage sensor activity; mismatched DNA binding. The record is from RefSeq and is a predicted model, not a curated record.
AUGGCGGGAACUCCUUCAGCAGCAGGGCAAUCUUCUCAUCCUCCCUCCCUCAAAAAGUCUAGUUCGAGCAAACAAACGUCUAUCGCCGGCUUUUUCCAGAAGAAACCUGCAACAGCAGGUCCCAAUGAUCUCCGAGUUGAAAAUGCUCUGUCUCUGCCAGUCAGAAGCAGUCCUAAAAAGAAAGUGAAGCGGGCAACCUUAGGUUCCGACCAAAGCAUUACACCUGCCCCAAGCAGUGAUCAGCCCGAGCCUGUAGAGGAUGAGACAAAGCCCAGUGAUGUUUUUCAAGAGCAAGGUAGCGCUAGCUUACCAUCUCCAGUCACGCCAGCUGGUGUGGCCGGUACUCGUUCCAAAUCGAUGGCUCGUAAGCCUCCAAAUGGUUUCUACAGCCCGUCACGUAAGGCAAAAAAGGUGAUCUCCUACGCUGAAUCUGGCGAUGAAGACGAGGACGACAUACUCAAUUCAAAUGCUUCGCGGCGACCUUCCAAGCGCAGAAAGACAAGUAUUGACAGUGAAGAUGACAACGACGAAUUUGGUGUCCAACCAGACGAAAAGGAGGACGUGGAUUCAGAGGAAGACUUCGUCGUUCCUGAUGAAUCAGAUGACGAAGCAACGUCGAAGAAGCGCAAAAGGUCCAAACCCAAGGUUAAGAAAGGGACCUCGAAAUCAAGAUCCCUAUCGCCACCAUCUUUGCCUCGUGACCCGAGCCUUGAACUUCCUGAAGUCUCAACUGCUCAAACAUGGAGAUUCGAUCCGGAUGGCAUUCCUUCGGAGACCAUGAUUAAGCACGAGGCACCGAACAGGAAACCAGUAACCGAUGUAAACGGUAAGAAGAUGAAGCCAAAAGCGCAUGCGUCACAGCCUGAAGAGCGAUACGAAUGGCUUGGAAACAUGCACGAUGCAGACCGAAACCCUCCUGGACAUCCAGAUCAUGACCCAAGAACCAUCUAUAUACCGCCAAAAGCGUGGGCUCAGUUUUCCCCAUUCGAGGCGCAGUACUGGAAAAUCAAAGCCAAAUUCAUGGAUACGAUCGUCUUCUUCAAGAAGGGUAAAUUUUAUGAAUUGUAUGAACAGGACGCGACAAUCGGCCACCAGCUAUUCGAUCUGAAGCUGACUGAUCGUGUCAACAUGCGAAUGGUCGGAGUCCCCGAAAUGAGUCUUCCGCAUUGGGCAAAUCAAUUUGUAGCUGCGGGCUACAAGAUUGCCCGAGUUGACCAGCAAGAAUCUGCUCUUAGUAAGGAGAUGCGUGAGAGAGAUGGCCAAGGCCAGGGCAGUAAGACGAAGGUCAUUGAACGUAAGCUUGCGUGUGUCCUCACUGGUGGAACUCUUGUAGACGGGGCGAUGUUGCAGGACGAUAUGUCAACAUUCUGCGUUUCGAUUAAAGAAGAAGAGCGCGACGGUCUGCCAUCGUUUGGCAUCUCUUAUGUAGAUGCCGCGACUGGCCAGUUCAAUGUCACCGAAUUCGCCGAUGACACAGACUUUACAAAAUUUGAGACGUUCAUAGCCCAGGUGCGUCCACAGGAGAUCAUCCUUGAAAAGGGAUUUGUCACCCCUGCCGCCAACAGGAUUAUCAAGAACAACACAAGUCCGACAACAAUUCGUAACGAGCUUAAACCUGGCAAAGAGUUCUGGACUGCAGAUACUACUUGGCGUGAGUUGGACGCUGGCAAAUAUUUCGUCUCUGAGGAAGGAGACGAUCAAGGGGCAUGGCCGAAAGUACUCAAAGACGUCCGAGAGAGAGACCUCCUCAUGUCUUCCUUUGGAGCGCUGAUACAGUAUCUACGCACUUUACAGAUCGAGCGAGAGCUACUCACGCUUGGAAAUAUCAAUUGGUACGAUCCCAUCCGCAAAGCGAACAGCUUGGUAUUAGACGGCAAGACUUUGAUCAACCUCGAAAUAUUUGCGAACAAUUUCGACGGUGGGUCAGACGGUACGCUUUUUGCCCUUCUGAACCGAUGCAUCACACCAUUCGGUAAACGACUGUUCAAGCAAUGGGUCUGCCAUCCCCUGAUGGAUGCUGUGAAGAUCAAUGCACGAUUAGAUGCCGUGGACGCUAUGAACGCGGAUACUACUGUCAAAGAUCGAUUCACGUCUGAGCUCUCGAAACUCCCCGACCUUGAGAGGAUGAUCUCCCGUAUCCAUGCCAGAAGCUGCAAGCCUCAAGACUUCGUCAAAGUGCUCAACGGGUUUGAACAGAUUGACUACACUAUGGGCAUUGUCCGUGACGCCGGAUCGGGUGAAGGCAUUAUCGGACAGCUUAUAGCCGCUAUGCCCAACAUGAAAAGCAUCCUGCUCGAUUGGAAGGACCUUUUUGAUCACGAUAAAGCAAAGGAACAUGGUCUACUGAUUCCUGAACGUGGCGUCGAGGAAGACUUCGAUGAAAGUCAAGACCGAAUAGAUGAGAUCAAGAAACGCCUAGAAAAUCAUCUCAAGAAGGUACGAAAGGACCUUGGUUCAACCUCCAUCGUCUUCAGAGACAACGGGAAGGAAAUUUACCAGCUUGAAGUGCCUGUGAAGGUCAAAGGCGUACCCAAAGGCUGGGAUCAGAUGUCAGCAACCCAACAAGUGAAACGAUACUACAACAACGAACUUCGAGCUUUAGUCCGGUCACUUCAAGAAGCGCAGGAAACACAUGCUAAGAUUGUCAAAGAAGUGACGGGACGCUUCUUCGCUCGUUUCGACGAACAUUACACAACAUGGCUUGCGGCUGUCAACACAAUAGCCCAUCUCGACUGCCUCAUCUCCCUCGCCAAAGCCUCUUGCGUAUUGGGUGAGCCAAGUUGCCGUCCGACUUUCCUCGCUGCUCCUGAAGGCUCGAGGAGUACAAUCUCCUUCUCCGACCUGCGCCACCCGUGCAUGCUCGGCACAGUCACAGACUUCAUCCCGAACGACGUCUCCCUGGGCGGGUCAGACCCCAACAUCAGUCUCCUCACCGGUGCCAACGCAGCAGGUAAAUCUACCAUCCUCCGCAUGACCUGUGUCGCCGUUAUCAUGGCCCAAUUAGGCUGCUAUGUUCCUGCCACCGCCGCCUCUCUCACUCCUGUCGACCGCAUUAUGUCCCGCCUUGGCGCCAACGAUAAUAUCUUCGCCGCCCAAUCCACAUUCUUCGUAGAACUUACGGAGACGAAGAAAAUCCUUUCUGAAGCCUCGCCACGCAGUCUCGUCAUCCUCGACGAAUUGGGCCGCGGCACCUCCUCCUACGACGGCGUCGCCGUCGCGGAAGCUGUGCUUCACCACAUCGCGACGCAUAUCGGCUGUGUCGGCUUCUUCGCCACACAUUACCACUCCCUCGCCACGGAGUUUGCGCGACAUCCAGAGGUCAAGAACAAGCGGAUGAGAAUCCAUGUCGACGAGGCGGAGAAGAGGGUGACGUUUUUGUAUAAACUUGAGGACGGGGUCGCGGAGGGGAGUUUUGGGAUGCAUUGUGCAAGUAUGUGUGGAAUUCCGGGCUCCGUGGUGGAGAGGGCGGAAGUGGCGGCGAGGGAGUGGGAGCAUACGAGUAAAUUACAGGAACGCAUGGGGGAGAGGAAGCAGGGUUGGGUGCCGUUGGGGUGGGGGAGUGAUGUUGCUUGGAUGUUGAGAGAGAAAGCAGAGGUUGGAGCGACGGGAUUGGAUGUGUUGAGGAAGGCUAUUGAGGGUUUAUGA